ACACCCGGCAGCUGCCAACUGCCCGCCCCCCGCCAGACUCCCAGGCCCGCCUCGGGGUGGCCAGAGACCUGCGCUGUUGCGGCCAUCACCGUGCACCGCAUCCCACCUGCAGCCUGUAGUCUUUGGCGAUCUGGACUCACCCGGAAGGAGGUGUCUGAGCUGGCCACAGCCUCUGGGCAAACAAGGAUUCCAACAGCUCGCCACCAUCCUGGAGGGGCCGGCCAGCCUUUCACCUGUGAUGGGACCAAGGCCUUUCCUAUCCUAGAGACAUCUUCUGUUUAUGCUGGGUGUGACCGCCAGGUCCCAGGGCUGCCUGGCAGCCAAAUCAAGUCACUCAUUAUCUCCUGUGGUCCUGUUGGUUUCACCCAGAAUCCAGUUCUCUUCUGAAUGUGCAGCUGUCUCUCUGAUGUGUGCCUUUUGUUGAGCACAGUAACCCCUGCACUCUUCCCAGCUCUUCUACACUACCAGGACAAACUUUUUUUCCCUUAUUUUCAGUAAAUGUCAGACGAUGUUCAGAAAGAAAUUGAGUCUCCAUGAACAUGGCACUUCUCCCUCCCUGGUCUAAUAAGUGGGGUCCGUGACUUGCUCAGAAGGUAUUUCGUCGAUUGCGUUCGCGACUGGUUCGUUUGCUGGCAGGCUCCGGCAAGUCGCGCCCGAACAGAGGGACACGAGCAGAUCCCGGAAUACAGCCACCCAAGAAAAAGUAAUCCCGCGGGCAGCGUCUGAAGUUGCAGGAUGCCGAAGCACCGCGCUGGCUCCCGGAAAGGCUGGUAUGCCAGACGGAGGAGAUCACUGAAUCAGCAACUAGGUCGGCUGACCUUACAGCAGAGAAAUGCAUUUCCGACAAGCUCUCGCCUAUAUUGUACUCACCCUGGCUUGCGCGGUAAUGAAUCAAGCCUUCCCUCAGGCUGAAGCCAAUGCUUUUGUUUCCUGGGCUCAUUCUUAUGCUGAUUUUUACAAUGAAACAGCCUGUUGGGUCUGCACAAGCAUGCCAUUAUCGGUUACAGAAGGAUUGCCUUGGUGGGUGCUUCCCUUUCCAAAAAAUGAAACUCCGGCUUUAUGUGAUUUUUUUAAAAAAAUAUCAGAAGAAAUAUCGAAGCUUAAUUACAGUUAAUUUUGAUAUAGACUUUCGAUGCUCUUAUCCUCUACACGCAUCUUCUUUUUAUUUUGAUGUAACACAAAGUUAUCAGGAAAUUGUUAAUGCAUACUCAUAUUACAAAAAUAGAUCUAUUUCUUCUCCUAAUGAUUUUAAUCGAUUUGAGGGUGACUACUACCAAGUUUGGGAUGAAUAUUUCUGGAUAACCCCUGAAAAAGGACAGCUACUGCCCCCUGCUGACAUUUGCUGGGAGCAAAAGACUCAUGUACCAACAUUUGGAGGCCGGGAAUUUCCAAGAUAUCACAUGAAACAUAUGGGACUAUUGCCUAUCCAAAAAUGUAAGACUGUAAUGGAUGUAACAUUUAUUGCCAACAAGUCUGUUAUAUGGCCAGGGACAGACUGGGAAAAUAGCCCUGGUAUAAAAUGGGUAGCCCCAAAUAACACUCGAUGGAUUUGUGGAUACAACCUUUGGCCCUGGCUCCCUGUAGGAUGGGUGGGAAGAUGUACCCUAGGGUUUGUGUUCACCCCUGGAAGAAUUCAUAAGCAAAAAAUCAGUCAUCCUGUUAAUUUACCUUAUGUUAAAGCCCGAUGGUCAUGCUCUGUUUUUCAUUGGUAUGAUUAUUUAGCCUCAAUUUUUGUGUCCCCUUUAGGAGCCACUGAUAUUAUGCUCAGAGUAGAGGCUUUGAACAAUUUUACAAAACAAGCUUUGACAGAUACUAGAAGAGCUUUAGAGGCUCUUAAUGAAGAACAAAAACAGAUGAGAAAAGCUGUUCUACAAAAUCGUAUGGCUCUGGAUAUUCUAACAGCCUCUCAAGGGGGGACAUGUGCCUUAAUAAAUAUGGAGUGUUGUGUAUAUAUCCCUGAUUAUUCCUCAAAUGUUCUGAUGCUUUAGAGGAUAUGAAACAACAAGUAGCCGCUAUGGAUUUUUCUGACUCCAGCAUUUGGAGUCAGAUAUCUGCCUGGUUUCA
This is a messenger RNA of Odocoileus virginianus texanus, 2064 nucleotides long. NCBI's taxonomy places the organism in Eukaryota, Metazoa, Chordata, Mammalia, Artiodactyla, Cervidae. The record is from RefSeq and is a predicted model, not a curated record.